Molecule: messenger RNA, 2601 nt
Organism: Aspergillus niger
Lineage: Eukaryota; Fungi; Ascomycota; Eurotiomycetes; Eurotiales; Aspergillaceae
Exons: 2
Coding region: 1-2601 (866 amino acids)
Biological process (GO): amino acid activation for nonribosomal peptide biosynthetic process; secondary metabolite biosynthetic process
Cellular component (GO): cytoplasm
Molecular function (GO): phosphopantetheine binding
Source: RefSeq, a predicted model, not a curated record
AUGGUGGGCAAGGUUGUGACAGCGCCAUGUCGGUUUCCAAGCCUCUCUCCCCAUACCUCUUCCCAUCGAAAUCGGGACGAGGAUGCGGUGCAUACCAUUGAUAUCCUCCAAGAAGACAACAGUCUCUCUCAAUGGGGCUCUGAUCUGGGACCAAGGCUUCGCGUUAUCUGGGCCAUUAUUCUCUCUGUAUUUGUCUACGAUGACAGCGUGGUGAUGGCCUACGAAGAAUGUACCGAUUCUCAGGACUCGACAUAUCUCUUGCAGCAUUGCCCUUUCGUCUACACUACCACAAUUGACCGUGAAGAUGACCUGAAUACACUAGUUGAAUCAGGGCAUCUUUUGGAGAAUGAUCAUCAUGGCCACCGGGUCUAUAAUACUGGAGUACUACUGCUCGACGGAAGGAGUGGGAGGAGUGAUCUGGGACCCAAGCAUAGUUCUUCACCAACAAACGCCGAGAGAUGUGAUCUUAUCCUUGGUGCGAGCCGGGACCCCGCAGGACUGCGUAUCUUCCUACGCUUUCGCACCGCAUACAUCUCGGAAACAAUGGCCGGUCAUAUCGUCGAUGCUAUCCAGGAGAUCCUGUCUUCUGUCUGUCACAGCUGGAAGGGCAAGGUCAAGGACCUGUAUCUCCUCUCCCGAGCCAGUCGCGAGCAAAUUCUAUCCUGGAACACCCAGUCGCUGGAAGUGAGCCAGCAAUGCCUCCCGGACCUGAUUGACCGCGCCAGUAGCCAGUAUUCCGACGCCAUUGCCUGCUGCGGUAUCAGCGAGCAGUUCACCUACCGCGAGCUUAAGCAUUUCUCCACGGCCUUGUCGGCCUAUCUCCUCGCCGCGGGCGUGCGUCCCCGCACCUACGUCGGACUGAUCCUCGACAAGACCAUCUGGUCCGUGGUCAUCAUGCUGGCCGUGCUGCGGACGGGGGCGGCCUGCAUGCCCCUGGAUGGGGCAUUACCUCCAGUCCAGGUCUCAACCAUGCUCUGUGAGGCCAGUACAUCCGUCAUCCUCACCACCUCCUCGUCCUCCAAACUCGCACCACACUGGGAAGGCUCAGUGCCCCAGAUGCUGGAAAUCUCGGGGAAACUGAUCCAGCAGUUGCCGGUGAAGGGACUACCAGCGUCAUCCGCACAUAUUCCCCCAUCGCAACCGGCAUUUCUCAUGUACACGUCAGGCAGCACCGGAGCCCCCAAGGGCGUGAUACAGCCACACCAAGACGUAGUGACGUGCGUGCAACAGAUGGCUCAAGCGUUGAAGCUACACUCCGGCACUCGAUUCCUCCAAUUCGCCGCAUUCAGCUUCGACCUCAGCUGCGUGGAGACCUUGUGCACCUUAUCCCGCGGCGGGUGUGUCUGCAUGCCGGGGAACGACGACCGGCUGCAUCGACUCGCUGAGACGGGCACAGCGCUACGCAUCAACACGGCGUUUCUCACCGCCGCUGUGCUAGCCCAGGUACACCCUGAUGAGAUGCCCACUCUGAAAUCCCUCACGGUAGGCGGGGACGUUCUAACCGCAGAGCAAGUGGCCCUGUGGGCACCCCGACUCGACCACCUCAACGUCAGCUACGGCACCACCGAAGGUAUCAUGUUCGACACGCUGCACGCGGACCUCAAACCCCUAUCUGACCCUCGGAACAUCGGUCGAUCAUUUGGCCCACGUACCUGGAUCGUCGAUCCGGCGGACCACCACCGGCUGUUACCCAUCGGUGCCGUCGGCGAACUAGUCGUACAAGGCGGGCGUCUAUCUCAAGGCUAUCUCCAGAAACCAGAGAAAACCGCCACAGUCUUCAUCGACGCUCCCGCCUGGGCUCCAACAACCUCGCGAUGCUAUAAAACCGGUGACCUAGCCCGGUACCUCCCGGAUGGCUCACUCUAUCUGCUAGGCCGCAAGGACCGACAAGUCAAACUCCGCGGCCAGCGGGUGGAACUGGACGAUCUGGAAGCCCGGCUGAAGCAGGCUGUGAACCUACCGGGAGGAAUGGUCGUAGCUGAUGUGAUUGUAUUGCCUGACUCAACGAAGCAACUUGUGGGCUUUGUCUACGAUGACCUGCUCACCAAAUCGUCUGGUGACGGUGAUGCGCUCUUUGGGCUUCCCACAGCGGAUUUCCAGGCUCUCAUGCGCAAGAUGGUCCAGCAGCUUAAGCAAUCGCUUUCUUGGCUCUUCAUACCGACUUUUAUGUUUCCACUCCUGUGCAUGCCGAAAACGCGUACUGGCAAGAUCGAUCGCACACGGCUUCGACAAGCUGCAGCUGGGCUGUCGCAGCGGGCUCGUCUGGCGUAUGCGGUUCCGUUGAAUGACGGGGAAAUUGAUGAGGGCUGCGCACUUGUGGCGGGAGCGUCUAAGAGACAGAUAGAUCUGGUUUGCAAAUGGUAUGCAAAGAGUUUGGGCGUUGGUCUUGAUUUUGUUCUACCGAAGAGCAACUUCUUUCACCUCGGAGGUGACUCAAUUAAAGCCAUGCGGAUCACGCGACUUGCGAAAGAUGACGGCUAUGAAGUUACUUUCCGCGACAUCUUUAAUCAUCCCCAGCCGGUAAGACUAGCUGCUAAUGUAUUGAUAUCAAGUUCGGGAACUGGUGGUGAGAUUAUGACGGAAGCAACAGCUGUCCCUUGA